CUCGUCUUCGUGGUGCGCCAAACCUCUUCUUCUCUUUCUUUACCCUCUCUCAAUUCCAAGUGGGGUUUAUCUUUUUUUUUUUUUUCUCUCUCUCUCUCUCUCCAAAAGUGUUAAAAUUUUAACUUUGGUUUGCCUUAAUUUGAUUGUUUUAUGUAGAGUAGAGGGUAGAGUUAGAGACCCUUUUGGAAGAGGAGGUGGCUUUUGAGGGAAAGGAGGGAACUUUUAGUGUGGGAGGGUGGAAACUGGAAUUGGGUUUGGUUGGGGGUAAAGAGAAUGAAGAUUCAGUGUAACGUGUGUGAGGCUGCGGAGGCCAAGGUUCUGUGUUGUGCUGACGAGGCUGCGCUGUGUUGGGAGUGUGAUGAGAAGGUUCAUGCGGCUAACAAGCUUGCCAGCAAGCACCAGAGAGUGCCUCUUUCUACCUCUUCCUCUCAUAUGCCCAAAUGUGACAUUUGUCAGGAAGCAUUAGGCUAUUUUUUCUGUCUAGAAGAUCGGGCUCUGCUCUGCAGAAAAUGUGAUGUGGCAAUACACACUGCAAAUGCUUAUGUCUCUGGUCAUCAGAGGUUUCUUCUCACUGGUGUAAGAGUAGGCCUUGAAGCUAUAGACCCUGGUGCUUCCUUAACUUCUUUGAAGUCAGAUUCUGGGGAGAAAGUUUCAGAUACAAAGUCUUCUUCUGUCUCUAGAAAGGUUUCCACAGUGCCCCAGCCAUCAAAUUACAAUGAAGUGCUACCCAUUGAAGUUGGAGGAGUAGGGGAGUUUCCACCAGCCAAGGUGUCUUUUGGUGGUGGUUCUACAGAUGGAAAUAUCUCACAGUGGACUAUUGAUGAAUUUAUUGGCUUAAACGAGUUCAGUCAGCAUUAUGAUUACAUGGAAGGAUCAUCAAGGGCCGAUGGUGGUAAGCUUGGGGAUUCUGAUUCUCCUGUUUUAAAGUCUGGUGAAGAGGAUAUGGAGGAGGAGGAUGACUAUUUGGAACGUGUUCCAGAUUCGUCGUGGACAGUUCCUCAGAUCCCUUCCCCACCUACUGCUUCUGGGUUAUGCUGGCCAAAAGACCCUCAAUAUUCAUCUGAUAGUGUUCUGUUUGUUCCUGACAUAAGCUUCUCUCUCAUUCAACAAUCUCAGAUUAGUAGUAUUUGUUUGAGACGCUGGAGGCAGCUUUAAUUUGUUUACUCUUUGCUAAUAACUUAGAGGCAUUGAUUAUUCCUUUUAUUUUUGGUAUGAUUAUAAGUUCUCUCAUGUUGCAGUGGAAGUUUCAUUUGAUUAGUUACAUUUUCUAUUCUUGGCUGUCUCAGUUUCUUCUAGGGAGUAAUCAAACUCUCUACAUGUCAUUGGAAAUUUUCCUAGCAAAGCAGCAACAAAUAAUGGGAGUUUAGAAGGCUUUUACUAUUAAGUUUGGUUUUGUAACAUUAUCAUUUCCGCUCUAGGAUCCUAUGUAGAUGCAUCAUCUAUUGGAUUAUAAUAGUGAUAUGAUUCAAUAUUGGAUUGUUUGUGUCAA
Messenger RNA from Glycine soja, 1489 nucleotides. Its product is annotated as B-box zinc finger protein 22-like. The transcript has 3 exons. Gene Ontology annotation, biological process: regulation of DNA-templated transcription; photomorphogenesis. Gene Ontology annotation, molecular function: zinc ion binding. The record is from RefSeq and is a predicted model, not a curated record. The coding region runs from base 274 to 1155 and encodes 293 amino acids. NCBI's taxonomy places the organism in Eukaryota, Viridiplantae, Streptophyta, Magnoliopsida, Fabales, Fabaceae. Gene Ontology annotation, cellular component: nucleus.